GACGAUUCCUGGCCAUUUUUAUCAGGCCACAUAUUUUUGGUCAGGUUUUCAGAAUUGGAGUCUAUCAUAAAACCGUAGCCUGAUGAACAGAUUGCGUGCCCCCCAUACACACCUAAUCGCAGCCAUCCUGACGUCUUUGAUGAUCGGUUGGUCUGAGAUUGAUUAGUCAGUCAUGAACGGCUCCUUAUUAACUCCACCGAGUCCACGGGCUGCGGCUAAUUCAUCUCCCCUUCCGCCAUCCCCUUCUCCAUCGCCCUCUCCUCCGUCUCCAUCGCUGUUGCCCUUGUCCACCAGACCUCCGCCUUUGCCUCCUCCGACUCCUGUAGGUCAACCCUUGUCUUCGUUAUCCGACACACCCACACCAUCGCCAUCUCCCUGCCUCAGCUGGACCGAGUUCUGUGAGCUCCAUGCCCGGGUAGCCGCCGGGGAUUUUGCUCGACAUUUCCGGGCCUUCCUUCAGGAGAACCCAAAUUACUCCCCUGAUUCGGCAGCUCUUUUUUGCCGUCGCUUUACAGACAGAUUUGUUCGGCAUUUUGAGAGCGAGCUUGAAGUAACUGGUAUCAGUAGGGAAGGUACGGUGAAUUGGGUCGCCCAAUCGGAUGUUACCUCGUUAGAGGAGGAUGCAGCAUCUCCGUCUUUGCUAACGGCGGAAUCCGCAGCAGCCUCAUGCCCACCUAUUCACACACGGGCCACUCCCAAACCUAUCCUGACCCAGGAAAGCCGUGGUACAGAACGAUUCCAGAACUCUGGAGGCUUUCAGGACUCGUACGCUCACGCGCAGAUUCUCCCACCGUCCUCCUCGUCGUCUUGCUCGUCCUCUAUGGGUGGAAAUAACGGGCGCAGAGAGGAGAGGGGAAUGGCCCUCAAACACAAUCCUUCAGGAUAUAAAGACCUAGAGGAAGAGGAAGAUAGCUGGGCAGGACCUGUAACUCUGGAGGAGGUAGAGACCGACAUCAUAGGUAGGGACAAUGAGGGCGAGGAUUUAGAAAGAGCCGACCUCACCCUCAAUCCCUCCAGUGCACCAGCAAACUCGAAAGGCAACGGGACGCCUAUUGGAGGUCACUCCAAGAACAAGUUAAAGAAGCGUUUCUCUUUGCGCAGUGUGGGACGGAGUGUCAGGGGUAGUGUGAGGGGCAUCUUGCAUUGGCGCAGCUCCUCCAGCGACUCCCCGCAGAACUGCAGCAACUCCAGCCCUCUUCCCUCCAGCUACAGCUACACUACUGGCCUGCAGGAUGGCAAGAGGAACUCCGGCUCGCAAGGGGUUCCCUCUUCUCUCCCGGUGUCUCUCUCUCUUCCCCUUUCCCUUCCUCACUCCUCGUCCUCUUCACUGCCCCCUUCAUCCUCCAGCAGCGCCACUUCUCUUUCGCUCUCUGAGGCCCGCGACUGGCGAAGGAGCAACGGAGAUGGCGAGAAGGAGAAAUGGAGUCACCGGUUGGAAAAACUACGACUGUCUCGCUCUCCUCCGCCAAAUCUGUCCAGCGCAGCUCCUCCAUCUUCGGUUUUAUCCCCUUCAUCGCUCCCACCAAGCAGCAUCAACGCCUCCAGGAAGAUGGGCAGGCUGGUGCGGGAGGGAGGAGUGACCGUGUGCUCAUCUUCGGAUGAGUUCGCCAGCACUCACGGGUUCCCAGGCUUUUCCUUUGGACUGCUGCAUCACGGCGCAGACAGCUCUGUGUCUGGACAUCCCACAGCCAUAGGUGGCGCUGUGGGUGGACGGGGUACGCGUUGGCACAAGUGCCGUCUAGUUCUGAAAGAACGAGAUAAGGAUGGAGGGGAUGGAGGGUUGGAAUAUUUCCUGGAGUUUUACAUCCCGCCGAAGUCCUCCAAGCCCAGACUGACUGUCCCAUGCUGCUCUAUUGUUGACGUGAGGAGCACUACAGCCAUUGAGGUGCCAGACAAGGAGAACACCUUCCUUCUACAGAUGGAAGGUCAGGUGCAGUACGUGAUUGAGACCAGAGAUGCGGUUCAGAUGAGAGCGUGGCUCAGCGACAUCAGAAACGCUAUCUGUUUGAGUGAGCAAGAGGAUGUUGAUGGGGUAUGUGGGAGUGCUCUGACUGACCUCAGCGGUACGCCGGAAUUCAGCGACCGCCUGUCUCAAGUGUGCUAUGGUGGAGUUGGUGGUUCUCCACAGCUGGAGCCUCUACCUCCUGAAUUACCGCCCCGCGCCCCUCUGGACGAAUCAGAUAGUCGGCUGCUUGGUGGGGGCGGAGCCAGUCUCGGCACACCUUUUGCUGAAACCCCUGAUGCCACAGGGUCGUUCCUGUUCUCUGAUGUGUCUGUGUCUGAGACGGUGGAGCAUCCUCUGAGCGAGUGUCAGUGGUUUCACGGUACACUCUCGCGUCUUAAAGCGGCUCAGCUGGUGCUGGCGGGUGGCAUGGCCAGUCAUGGAGUAUUUCUCGUGCGGCAGAGUGAGACACGGCGGGGGGAGUAUGUGCUCACCUUCAACUUCCAGGGAAAAGCAAAGCACUUGCGCCUCUCUCUGAACGAGGAUGGACAGUGUCGUGUGCAGCAUCUCUGGUUCCAGUCUAUUUUUGACAUGCUGGAGCAUUUCCGUGUGCACCCCAUUCCCCUGGAGUCUGGGGGUGCCUCUGAUGUCACCCUCAUCAGCUUUGUGGGGGCUACAAAUGUCCGGCAACCAGACUUGACCAGCAGACCCCGUAGUCCUCCCCAACCGCCGCCUCCACCCUUGCCUCCAGGACGCCCCCCGCCCCCAACCCCGCCCCAGGAGCGCGGACCCGAGCCUGAGGUGGCCGGCGGAGGCGGAGCGAGCAGCGGGGCGGAGGAGUGCGAGGAGCGAGAGCGGGAGCCAGCGCUUCUCCAACUGGAAGGGGUGGAGGGAGAAGAGCGCGAAGGAGGAAGAGCGAGAGCUAUCGACAACCAGUACUCCUUCUUCUGAACCCAGAACCAGGACAGCCCUUCACAAUCAGUAUUUUCAGUAUUCUCCAACUGACUGAUUUAUUAUUAACACUAUUAAACAUGAGCUUUCACCAUGCGAGAGAGGGAGAUAUAUAUAUAUAUAUAAAUAGAGAGAGAGAGAGAGAUUCAUACACAUUGACGGUACAUUUUUAAAACACUAAAGUAUCGGUACUACACUAAAUCAGAGGUGCAUUGUGAAACUGUUGGGUCGGCUUUUACUAAUUGGUUUCUCCAGCGUUUGUCAGUGUGAACGUUUCCUCCUCUGGUGCUUGUUGAUUUUGCAUAGGAAGGUACGACCAUGAGCGCCACCGUUUUUAUUUUAGCAUUUCGUAACGAGUCGCAAUUUCAAGUCGGGACUCGGGAUGACUAGUAUUCUUUAACCCUUCGCACUUAUACAAAAAAUAAUUUUUUUGGUCGUUUGUUGUUGUUGUUGUUGAUGUUGAAAUUUUUACUUGUUCAGAGAUUGUUACCCACCAGCACUCUUGUUAUUGUUGUUAUAUUAUUAUUAUUAUUAAUACUGGAGACGUUUUAGUUGAUUUCUUUAUGUUCUGCCACUGACAAACUACGAAUGUCGCAAAAAAAAAAAAACAACGAUACAAAAACCAAGUAAUAACUAUUCUUCCUGUUACUUUCAGUUGUGAUUAUUUUGCUAGAUACUACCUUGGGCUUAACAAAGUUUUGCCAAAAAAAAAAAAAAAAAAAAAA
Molecule: messenger RNA, 3618 nt
Organism: Danio rerio (zebrafish)
Lineage: Eukaryota; Metazoa; Chordata; Actinopteri; Cypriniformes; Danionidae
Gene: sh2b1
Product: SH2B adaptor protein 1
Biological process (GO): cell surface receptor protein tyrosine kinase signaling pathway; signal transduction
Molecular function (GO): signaling adaptor activity
Source: RefSeq, marked provisional